UUAAAAAACAUAAACAUAAAAUCCUCCUCCCCCUCCGCGUCUCUCUCUGUGAACAAAACCCCAACUUUGUUAAUCAGAUCUGAGUUAUGGUAAAUCAACUUAGUGGAACCCAAUGACCCAACUUCGCCACUCCAACGACGGAAUACACACCAUGGUCUGCAACCUGAAAACCAACCUGACACUGUUUGAUCUGAUUACCAACAUCCUCUCUGCCCUCCUAUCCUCUGUCUCCGUCGGAUCCUUCGUCACGGUCCGAGAGCUUGGAGAGGGAAGUAAGGAUUCGCUGCUUGAGCUCCACGACUGCCAAGUGAGAGGUCAGUGAAGAGGACGAUAAUCUUGAAGGCGUUGAAGACGAUUGUUGGUUUGGGGAUUUUGCGAGUUUUGAGGGUUUCGCUGCCGGAUUAUUCAUUGCGACUCGUCAGAAACUCUAACCAGAGAUAUGAGUCUUGCAGAGAAUGAGAAACCCAUAAAGGGUUUUCAAUAAGACCAAGUGGGUUUUAGGUUUUAAGAAAGAUUUGAUUUUGCAGAAGUGAGAUCACAGUUGAGAGAAAUGGAGACUCCCAAAUCCCAAUGCAGCAGAAGAGGAAGAGAUAUUUUGGAAACCACCACUGCACUCUUCUUCAACAAACCAGCACUUUAGAUUACAUUCUCUAUCUGUGUUACACCACAGGAAAUUUUACAUCUAAUAGUACCUAUGCCAAUAAUCGAUACCAAAUCCUCUCUUCUCUGGCUUCCAAUGUCUCUACAAAUAGUGGUUUCUUUAAUACCAGCAUCGGCCAAGAACCCAACAAAGUAUACGCUCUUGGGCUUUGCAGAGGAGAUGCUACAUCAGAGUCUUGUUUUGAUUGUGUCAACUCUGCCAGUCAAGAACUCAUGGCACAGUGUCCAUACCAGAAAGAGGCACUUUCUUGGGGAGCUGAUCCUCCAUGUAUUAUACGCUAUACAAACCGCUCUUUUUUCGGAAUACUGGAGCUAGAUCCUGUGGAUUCUGGCUAUAAUACUGCUGACAUAUCUUCAAAUAUAACAGAGUUUGAUCAGAUCUGGGAAGCUUUGAUGGAAAGGGUGAUUGACAGAGCUUCAAGUGGCUCUUCCAGGAUUAAGUAUGCCACAGAGGAAGUGAAACUGUCUGAGUUUCAGGAUAUACAUGCUCUGAUGCAGUGUACGCCAGAUCUGUCUCAGAGCGACUGCAGAGAGUGCCUAAGAGAAAGCGUAAGUAGUUUUCAGAGGUGCUGCAGCGGAAAGCAAGGAGGUUAUGUUCAGAGACCUAACUGUAUUUUUCGGUGGGAUUUGUAUUCCUUUUACAAUGCUUCUGCGUCUCCUCCAGCUCCUCCACCUCCGUCACUGUCUCCUCCUCCAUCUCCGUCAAGUAAUUCUUCUCCAGGGACAACCAAUACAACAAAUGCAAACGAUGAUAAUGAUGGCAGCAUUGAACCUGGAACUAUUGCAGCUAUUGUUGUUCCUACAGUUACUUUCAUCGCAUUUCUUGCCCUCACUUGCAUCUUUCUGAUCCAAAGGAGAAGAAAGCGAUAUCAGCAGGUCAAAAAUGCAGAUGAAGUUGAGAAAGUGAAAUCCUUGCAAUUUGACUUGGGGACGAUAAGAAAUGCAACUGAUAACUUUUCUGAUGCAAAUAAGCUUGGACAAGGGGGAUUUGGUGCUGUUUACAAGGGUACUCUUCCGGAUGGACAAUAUGUAGCGGUGAAGAGGCUGUCUAGACAUUCAAGUCAAGGAGAAGUAGAAUUUAAGAACGAGGUGUUGUUAAUGACGAAGCUUCACCACAGGAAUCUGGUCAGGCUUCUGGGUUUCUGCUUGGCAGGAAGUGAAAGGCUUCUCAUAUAUGAAUUUGUGCCUAACUCGAGCCUCGAUCACUUCAUUUUUGAUCCAACGAAGCGUGCUCUACUGAAUUGGCAAAAUCGUUACAGAAUUGUUGGGGGCAUUGCGCGAGGACUUCUUUACCUUCAUGAAGAUUCUCGACUGCGAAUUAUUCAUCGCGAUCUCAAAGCAGGCAACAUAAUGUUGGAUGAAGAAAUGAGUCCCAAGAUCUCGGAUUUUGGAAUGGCAAAAUUGUUUGAAGUGGACCAAACUCAAGACGAUACAAGCAGAGUCGUGGGCACCUAUGGAUAUAUGGCUCCGGAGUAUGCAAUGCAUGGACACUUCUCUAUUAAAUCUGAUGUGUAUAGCUUUGGCGUUUUGGUAUUGGAGAUCAUCAGCGGUCAAAGGAUUAAUCAUUUCCAUUAUGGGGAAGAGGCUGAGGACCUCCUAACUUUUGCUUGGAAAAACUGGAAUGUAGGGACAGUGUCAAAUUUGCUAGAUCCGACACUGAGGGUUGGUUCGAGAAGUGAAAUGAUGAGGUGUAUCCACAUUGGACUACUAUGUGUUCAAGAAAAUGUAGCCAGUAGACCAACCAUGGCUUCAGUUGUUCUAAUGCUCAGUAGCUCCUCCGUUUCCCUCUCAGCACCCUUGAGACCUGCAUUUUUCAGCGGCACUUUUGUCGAUUCUGAGGCAUCAGCAUCAGCAACAACAGCAGAUCAAUCCAAAAGUUGAUCGGUUAAAUUCACCACCAAUGAGGCUUCGAUCUUUGAGUUAGUACCUCGAUAAUGCACAAUGAUGGAGGCAGUGUCAUGAGAUAUUAUAAAUGUUCGUUUGUUGUUCUUAGUUCUGAUUGUACAAGAAUAUUUUGUCCUUUUUAUACUUCUCUAUUCAACAACAGAAAUAUUCGUAGUUUGUUAAAUUUUUGUCUUCGUCCAGUCCAGUUAAUCUUUGUUAGUUCUUAGUUUUGACAAAAGACAAACGAAUUUGUUAGAACAAGUCCAACCCUUUACCCUA
Tripterygium wilfordii is the source of this 2823-nucleotide messenger RNA. Its product is annotated as putative receptor-like protein kinase At4g00960. Gene Ontology annotation, molecular function: protein kinase activity; ATP binding. Gene Ontology annotation, biological process: protein phosphorylation. The transcript has 8 exons. The record is from RefSeq and is a predicted model, not a curated record. Bases 571 to 2541 code for a protein of 656 amino acids. Lineage: Eukaryota; Viridiplantae; Streptophyta; Magnoliopsida; Celastrales; Celastraceae.